Messenger RNA from Syngnathus typhle (broad-nosed pipefish), 1610 nucleotides. It is a transcript of the gene mturn, whose product is annotated as maturin, neural progenitor differentiation regulator homolog (Xenopus). The record is from RefSeq and is a predicted model, not a curated record. Gene Ontology annotation, cellular component: cytoplasm. The transcript has 3 exons. Bases 244 to 633 code for a protein of 129 amino acids. Gene Ontology annotation, biological process: positive regulation of megakaryocyte differentiation; regulation of signaling. Lineage: Eukaryota; Metazoa; Chordata; Actinopteri; Syngnathiformes; Syngnathidae.
UCAUGCACUCACUCGCCUGCCGGACUGCGUUCAUAACGGAGCGGAAUGGCGCUCCCUUCCUACUGACUUCUUUUGAAAGAGAAGAUGCGCAGAGCGAAAGGCGGCUGCUGAUGCGACCACCAGCUCGCCUCCUCUUUGUCUCUCUUCAACAUCCGCAUCGAGGAGCACCUUUGGCCGUCGGAGGAGGAAGAAGAAGAAGAAGAAGGAGGAGGAAGGGAGGCAGCGAGAGGGGGCUAACCGAGGAUGGAGUUCAAGCAUCUGGUGGAGGCGGCCGAGAAGUGGUGCUCGGGGAACCCGUUCGAUCUCAUCUUUGCCGAGGAGGACGACGAGAGGCGCCUGGACUUCUACGCGGAGCCCGGCGUCUCCUUCUACGUGCUGUGCCCCGGCGGAACCGACACUUUCCACGUGUGGAGUGAGAGCGAGGACUGCCUACCAUUUUUACAGCUGGCUCAGGAUUACAUCUCGUCCUGCGGCAAGAAGACUCUGCUGGAGGUGCUGCAGAAGGUCUUCACGUCCUUCAGGCCUCUGCUGGGGCUGCCUGACAUAGAAGACGAGACGUUUGAGCACUACCACGCCGACGUGGAGGGCGAGCCGGGGCCCGACCACCAGCAGAUGGGGGUCAGCCAGCAGUGACAAGGAGAGAGGAAGGCGGCCGGGGGAUCCUGAGGGCCUCACUACUGAGCACAUGCACGGGGCCAACUUCCUAAAAAAAAAAAAAGAUUGCGCCAUCAUGUUGUUGAAUGUUGCUUUGCUUUCUAAAGGCAUGCACUUGGUUGCGCCUGGUUGAACCCCGAGCGUCCCCUGCACGCAAACACAGCAGGGCUACGUGACCUACGCCAACGCAAACCUAUCCAAUCAUUCACCGUUUUCGGUUAACCUUCCACAGCACGGCAGCGCUUGAGGCACUGCUUCGGCUUCCCGCGAGGCGCAUUGUGACCGUUAGCCCACUUUCUACAAAAGAGGCGCGGAAAUCUUUCCAUUUGCCGUCCUCAGUCAACCUCGAGUGUUUUGACUGUGUUUCCAAAAAGCAUAUCAUUGUCGCCAGGGGCACGGAGAAUUACUCGUUACAUCAUCGUACGGUGAUUGACCCUUUUUUCUUUUUUGCUAUCUUGUGACUGUCACAACAAAAGGCCGUGCUGCAGUCGACGCUCUUCCUGGUUCCUGUGUCACAUGACACCUUCGUUUAUCUCUUAACUGUGGUCUUCCUAGUUGUUGCCUUGCCUCCCCCAGCACAAGCUGUUCACAUAUAUCUUUAAAUUUAGCGUACUUUAACCAAACGCUGUACACGGGUAGUCCAGUAUGUACAUUUUUUGCUCCUAGAAAAGGGCGGAGUCCAGUAAGCACAGGUACACGAGUAUACGGUGUACAUCGAGGCACAGAAAUGGACUCCGGUUGGAUGGCCCAAAUUUUCUGAUGGUGUAAAUCUGAUUUCGGUUGCUAUUUGCCGCUUGGAGCCACCCCGCCACUGCCUUCACCACACAGAUGGUUUAUUUUUAGCCUGCGUUAGUGUCAUCCUACGCUUCUUCUUCAUGCGAUGUAUCUUAAUUGCGUUUGUCCCCUGAGACGUGCGUGCCUGUUUGCAAUUGUUCCAAUAAAGUGUGUGAACCUAA